AUGGUGCACAAGAGCAAUGUUAGUGACACGGGAAGCCGAUACUCUUACCUUUGGUGGUUUGGCGUGGCGAUAACCUUGUGCGUUGCGAUCUCCUUAGUCGAAGGUGCUCCUGAUCGUUCGGAGUUUUCCCGGUCCCUCGAUGCGCUUCGUGUGCGUGGCAACCAGUUUGUCCGGGGAAUCCCUUGUGAGGUCGCCUGCGAGUUCUGCGGAUGCGAGGCAAGCCGUAUCGGUGACAAGUGUGUCUGCUUCUGUCCGGGGGACACCAAACAAAGUACCGACUGCCUAACGGCGGUUCGAAAGGACGAACUCAGCAGUGGAAUCGAUAACGAUAUUCUCAUCCUGACGCGCUCCGGAGCACGAUUUGCGCGGGAGCUUCGGCAAUCGACAGUUUUACGCUCUAGGAUGGGUCGGGGAGCAGCCGUUUCGUGGAAAAGUGAAAAAAGUGCUCGUAAAGGAUAUGUUGGAAACGUUCAAAUAUAUGCUGACCGGUAG
Anopheles coustani is the source of this 492-nucleotide messenger RNA. RefSeq lists its product as uncharacterized. The transcript has 2 exons. The coding region runs from base 1 to 492 and encodes 163 amino acids. The record is from RefSeq and is a predicted model, not a curated record. NCBI's taxonomy places the organism in Eukaryota, Metazoa, Arthropoda, Insecta, Diptera, Culicidae.